AUGGAUGAAGGAGGACAGUCAUCUGAUGCUAAUGUGCGACCGAAAUUCGUGCCGAAUACGAAACGAACGUUUUGGAGUAGUCGAUUUUGGUAUAACUUAGUUUAUUACAAACGAAAGUUUAGAUAUCGUACGUCGACAACGGUUGUGAGUGCGAUUGCGUUAUAUAUUAUUGGGUUAGUUUUGGAAAUUAUAUGGAAAUUUAGGGGUGCAUUGAAGAGGUUUUGUUGA
Anisakis simplex (herring worm) is the source of this 228-nucleotide messenger RNA. NCBI's taxonomy places the organism in Eukaryota, Metazoa, Nematoda, Chromadorea, Rhabditida, Anisakidae. The record is from the annotation of a GenBank genome assembly.